This is a messenger RNA of Porites evermanni, 11418 nucleotides long. The record is from the annotation of a GenBank genome assembly. Lineage: Eukaryota; Metazoa; Cnidaria; Anthozoa; Scleractinia; Poritidae.
UGAAGCGCGUAUGGAUAUAUAAGAGGAAAAUGGCUGCCGUAGAUCUUUAUCGAAUUAUUUCGAACUUCACAAACUUACGUUAGACCUUUGCCUCGAGAUUCUGUAGUUUUGUCAGUUUGUAGCGCGAUUAUAUUAUCCGGUUAAAUUGUCAUGGCGAAAAGAAAUUGUUCGAGAACGAAAAAUCUGGCUUCGAGCAUCAUCGGAUCCCAAAUCUCUGGGAGAUGCCUCAGAACCAACAUGGUAGGUGUUGCUACGUAAGCGUUUUGGGUAAUACUGAUGAUUUUAAGUUAUGGCGUUGAAACGGUCGUAAUAUCUGUGCUUCUGGGUUUUCGUUUUAGCUUCCUGACGAGUUUGUCCAAUCAGUCGAUCGCCGUCUGGACUUCAAAGAAAUACCAUCGCUCCUCGCCAAACUAGAACGAAACAGCAGCCCGGAGAGAUUCAACCUUACAAAGUGCUCGCGAUAUUUAAAGGUAAACUUUUAGUUUAUUACCAGAUACUAUUGAUCCAACUGUCAUCUGACCAUUACCGACCAGUCUACCAUGUAAAAUUCUUAAAUAGGUUGUCUGUUUCACCCAAGGGCGACGUCAAUUUCGGAGAAAACUCUGGAAUAAUUUCUAACUGUUUUAAAAGUUAAGAAUUAAGAAUGGCCAUAUUUAUUCAGUAUCAAAAGCAUUGCAUUUUCGACAAUUUGGGUUUAUAGAUCGCUAAAAAUGUUUAUUUUUUCAUCACAGGAUCUUUCAAGUUUAUUCUCCAACAACGUGCAUCUGUUAUUCCCGGACAACGAGUUUCCACAAAUUGCUAAGGAGAGGCUUCGACUCGGUCAAGUGAUAAAUUUAUUCGGUGGAGUUGAGGUGAGUUGGACUUUUGCAUGAAUUUAUUCUGAUCACCCCUAAAACACAUGUUUUUGGAAGACAACAUGGUGGACCCGUGUAGCGAUUCUGAUUAUUGUCGAUUUCACACUUCGUGUUUCCGAACGAUUUCAACACCAUUCAAAUUUAUUGUUAAUGUCGGCUCAUGGGUGCAAAAUACGCUUUGAUUUUUUGAUGAAAAUACUUAGUAUUCCAAUAAAAUUAGUUUUCUGAUGUCACUAGCAGUCCGUUCCGUUAAAUUCUACUCGGCUCUCCUCGUUUGUCAUUUAAGAAAUUGACACGUUAUGUACAUCUGAGUUAAAUUUCGCUUUCGUGUUUGCAAGGUAUGGCGAAUGGGUACUUUUAUUUACCUUCAAUCAUGAUCACUAUUGAUCUUCAAGACAUUAGUUAUCUUUAUCUUUGUUGUACCUUAAAGUCAAACUUCCUCGUUGAUUCCUGAUCAUAUUUCUUGAGCUGACAAAAUGACUUCAUCUAACUUCCGGUUAGUCUUUUGGUGAAUUUGAUUGACAUAUUCUAGCUAGGGCGGUAAGUGCACCAGUAACAUGCUCCUUUUUUUUUCCAGAUCGUGUUACAAAUUCUUUUUUAUCCCACCACUUAUGGUUUCAAGUGUUGCAAAAUAAGACCAACAAGUAAGUGAAUAUAUGCUUAUUUUUUAUGGUAGUAUUUUCAGGUAACCUUGAUUAAUGAGCUAGUUUCAUGGUAUUUGUCAUUUGAGUAUGUAAAGCCAGCGGGAUGGGUGGAAGGGGGGUGGGGCAUGGCAUGUUGUGGGGAUCUGACAUUUUGCAAAAAUGUUCUGUCAAAUUCCCUGCCCAAGGGCAAAUCAUUCAAUAUACCUUUUACCGAUAUGGGUUGUCUUUGACUUAAGUCUUACCUGUGUUCUGGUUUCUAGUAAAAGCAAUAACUGAGAUCUUUUAUUGAAAUGCAACAACAGUAUCAAACCAUUUUAGUCUCGUACAGCAUUGAAGUCAUUUUAGAACUUAAGUAUUAACCUUAUACUGAGCUCAAUCCAAAUUAUAGAAUAUCCACUAAUUACCCUGUCCCAUGGAUAAGGUAUAAGAAUGUGAGUUCAGAUUCUUUUGUGAAUGAUACCAACUAAAAUUUAUUUUUUAAAGUCUUGGUUACUAACUGAGACACUUACUGGAAAUAACUUCCGCAUUAGUGUGCGUAAAGCAAAAACAUCUUGAUGUCACUACCAUGCUUAUAUACCCUCAUACAAACACGUCUCUUGGCCAAUCAGAACGUGCACACUAUCUUAGUUAUUUUAUAAAUUUAUGUAAAUAUAUUGUUAUUGUGUUUUACAUGGAUAAUGAAUGAUUUGGAUGAAAUUCUCAAUAGCACCUUGCAUUAAUUAUGUUUCUAUUUUAUGACUCAAACUUAUGUUUGCUGAUAUUUAGAAGGCAAAGUAUUGAAUAGUUUAAUAUUUAGGAUACAGAAGAUCAAAGAUCUUCCUUAUGACAUUAUGUUAUAUUGUACUUUGCAGGAAUGCAGCAAGAUCAUUUGUGGACACUGUGUCUUGACUUCAUUCACAGUCUUUGUCUUAUGGUAAGUGCUUUUUUGGUAGGUAUUUUAUUUUUUCAAUUUUUGUGGCUCUCAUGUACUUAACUUUUGGCUUGAGGCUGAUCGACGACGUUUCAAUUUGGUUUUUAAUAAGAAAGAAAUUUUAUGUCUUCAGUAAUACCAGGGCUCGAAGUUAUCUUUUUAGUGCACUUGCAAAGUUUUGCUAGUAAGAUUUUUUCCACUAGCAAACUGGUGAGACCACAAGCAAAUUAUUUCCCUUUGUUUGGGAGACAUUGAUAAUUCUAACUCGCAAUCGUUUGCUAGUGGAUAUUUUUCUUACUCGCAGAUCAUCAAAAUCACUCGCAUUUUGCGAGUUUGCGAGCGUUAAUUUCGAGCCCUGAAUACUCAUAGUUUUAAACAUCUUUUAAGUCUUAAAAUAAAGAUAUACCAAGAUUUUUACAUGGAAUUUAAGGAUCCUACUGUAAGGUUCUUCUUCUGUUCAACUGUAUUUUGUAAUGUGGGUAAUUGCAAAGCGUGUAGUAAAAGUUAAACAAGAUCUUGAAUGCUAGUGCAUGUUCUCAUGAUUUAGUACUUACUUGAGCAAUUAAUGUGUAGGUUGGUUAAAUGUUAUUUUGGAGGCGGGAUCAAAUAGUUGUUAGUUUUUAAGGUGAUCUUUUUUUUUCUGUUUUUCAUGUCAGGUUGAUGGAGUGGCUCUUAAUUUGGCCAAGAGAAAUGACUUAAUAGGACAUUUAUUCACCCUUCUAGAGCAAAAAAAGACAUUUAGGUAAGUAAAAAUCCUUGACUUUGCUGUGAUCGUGCAAGUUGACAUUUUUAGCUUAAUUGUUUGAGCAUUCUAAAUCAUUCAUAUUUAUUUUAUUUUUAUUGUUAGUUUUGCUCUUGUGGUGUUGGAGGAUCUCUUUAGCUCAAGGAAAGAACUCAUUGAUCUCGAAAAAAUUGGUAAGCUUUUACAAAUCUCUAUAAAUGCCAAGAAAUAAAACAGUAACAAUAAAAACAAGUAGGUCUGUGACAAACUAACAAACAACAAUGAAAGAUCCUUUGCAUUAAUGCUUUUUUGAUAAGUCAAUAUUUUAUUCAAUGGUGAAAGUUGAUUGGUUACCUUAGGGUACCAUUACUAUGAAGUAAUAUACAGUUAUGUCUUUUUCUGAUCAGUACAUAUUUCAUGUUUCUUUUUCCUUGCAGUAAAUAUGAGGAAAUUGAUGAGCAUCCUUGAUCAGCAGCAGCUAGCAAAUCUCUGCCGAGUGUUGUCGUUUUCUCUCUCAGACUUAGAAUCUGUUGAAGAAAGGAGCACUUGUGAGUUUAAUUACUGUAUUAAUUUUUAUAUAUAUAUAUUUUAAUAAAUUAGACGUAGAGAAAAAUUUAAAAAUAUCUCUGUAAGCUAUUCAGAAGAGUGAGCGAUUGGUAAUUGGAUUCAGAAUUGGAAUCUGUGGAAGGAAGGAGCACUUGACAGUUUUAUUCAUGUUUAAAAAACUGUUUAAGCUUAAUAUUAUAUAUAUUUUUACAAAAACUGUGUUAAAGAAAAUUCCAAAAAUAAUUUUGUAACCUUUUUAAAAGAGAGACCUAAUUAUGUGAUUGAUUUUCAUGUCUUGGGAUCAGUUAUUACUUUAUUGAUAAUUCAUUGUAACAAAAUAAUUUUAAAUUUUUAGUGCUUGCGCAAGAUGAAGCUGACAAAAAGGGAUUGUCGCAGAAGGAAGUAGCAGACAAUAAUCAAGGUAAUCCUGAGAUAGAUGUUUUAUCCAUGCAUGACUUAGGCCCUUGCUAAAUGAUCAAACAAUUAUUAUUUGUGUAACAUCUUGUCCAACAUCUUAUCAGAAAGAUGAAAUUUAAUUUUUAAUUUUUAAAAUUUUUUACAAAUGGCCUAUUUUAAGUACCAGUCAAAUGGGUCAUUAAACACUUUGUUUUAACAACUGGCCUUACAUUUUUUAUAAUAGUGGGUGAUGAUUUUUCCCCUUUUUUCAACAGCUACACUCAUUGGUUUGAAAGAGUUUCUACCAAGAAUUGUUAGACUGGCCUGUCAGCCACUUGGUGAGUUAAUAAGCAUUGACAGGAUCACAUUUGAACCCUUUAAGACCCAGUAUCCAAAUACAAAUUCUCUAGACUGAUCUCCAUACAAUUUUUCAACAAAUUUUUUGAGAAAAUUUGACAAAAGUCAAAGAAUCAUUUUAUUAAUACUCAUUGUUAAACUUUUCUCUUGAUGAUGUAUUGAUAUUUCCUGGACAAAAUUGAGGUUGGGAACUCUUAAGGCUUAAAAGGGUAAAGGGUUUUUUAAGAUGCUGGGGUGGGAAUGUUACAAAUUGGGACAGGAAACUACAUGACUCAUACUUAUGGCAAAAAGGAAUGUUUCAACAAGUUUCAAGGGGAAAGUUAACUGUUUUUGGAAUAAUUUUUGGGGGUGGAAUUAGUUUUUUUAUUUGCUUGGGUUAAAUCAAUUAAUUUUUUUUUCCAGUAGAAAGAAGUUCUUCUCCUGGUAGUUUGCUACUUGGACAUGCCCAAGGUGGAUUUCUUGAUAUGGUUGAUUUCCACACCUUCUUGCAAGAUGUGCUAGAGACAGGAGGAAUUGAUAUGGGUAUGUACCUCUUUGAGUUCAGUUUAAGGGUUCUGCAAAUGAGUGUAGUUACCUGUAGCAACGUUCAGGGAUGUGGCUCAGAAAAAGCUAAGCAGGCUUUUUUUAUUAGUCAAGCUGGGUUUUUAUUCAGUUGCACCUUCAAAACUUUGAUCAUUGGGAAGUUCCAGAAUAUGGACGCCUCCCUUAACCCUUUAUACCCUAAGAUCAAAAUUUGAAUUCUCAUUUGUUGCCCCUAUUCAUUUCCUACAGAAGUAGUGGGGAGAAGUUGAUAAAAUAUCAAGCAAAUUCAUCUUGUGUGAUCAUGUCCAUAAUUCUCAUGACCACUCUGUUUUACAAAGCAUUGAUAUUAAAAGGAGAAAUUUGAUGCUGAUCACACACAGAGUUGCCUCUGUCUGUUGUAGUCACCUUCUUUUCAAGGCUUUCUAUAAAGAGAAUAUAUUGAAUUAUUGGGGUCCCUGUUGUUCGUUAGUCAUUUUCUUUUAAUGUCUCCAACCCCACAGAAAACUACUUUGUAUAGUUGACUAUUAUUAAAAGUAAUAUAAAACAUAUUGCCAAUAUUUUCUUUUUUCAGAUCCUGAAGAGCGUGAAGCAGUGCCAAUGUUGCAGUCAAGAUUUAAUCGCAUACACGAGGUUUGUGGAAGUUAUUUUAUAAUGGGUACUCUUUAUAUUAUAUGUAUUGUAAUGAAAGAUAUGGCUUUAAAUCAUUAAUUUUAAGAUAAAACACUAACUGUAUGACCACACAUUUUUAUGUAAUAUUUUUUUCCUUUUUCAGCUUAUGCACAAAGUGGAGGUGUUUUAUGUUCUUUGUUUGUUCUUGACGGGAAAGCACAAGGUUAUGGUAGGUUGACAAAAUCAUCAUGACAAUUUUUCUUUCUUAUUAGUAUACCAAAUAGGAAUGGAUGAAAAGCUUUGAAUGAAAGUUAAUAUGUUUGAAUAGUUUUGGAACGUUUUUCCGUAUAAGUGGUUUUUAACUCUUUCUUCCCUUGUAUCUUUUAUUUUGUAGGUCCAGAAAAAGCUCUCAGACUUAAAGUUGAUUCCUGGAAUGUGCAUUUUGUUUGACAAAAUGUCAUGGCUUAAAGAUACUGAAAGAUUGUAAGUAUGAUAUUCACUAAAUUCUCCUUGUUACAGAAAGUUCCGUGAAUAUUGUAGUGGUGAAAUACGUGUAGCCUUGGUUAUUAAUUGAAUCUUUUUUGUCUUUUUACAGCAGCCCAGACAUGAUGGACUUAGGAGAAAUGGGUGAUCACGAGUGCACACCCCAAACUGCUUUGAAGAUUCAGUUUCUACGUCUUGUUCACAGCUUCUGUGAUCGGCAUGAGUAAGUUUUCAUAUACUGUUUGCUUUUGAAAAUUCAACAGUAUGACUGUGCCACAUGGAGUAGGGAAUAUUGUUGUUGUUAUUAAUAUUAUAAUAAUGGAACUACUUUAUUUAAUACUACAGUUCUGACAGGAAUUUUCUCUUAUUUCUAGGAAUAAACAUCUUCUACUAACUCCCAAAGAAGUUGAUGAACUUCAAGAGCUGUAUGGUGAGAAGAAUUGUUUGUUCAAUAAGCCACCAAUUUUAACAAGUGCAUAAAAUGGCAAUUAGUUCUGCAAUAAUUGUGUCCUAAAACUUUCAUUUGGCACACAUGCAGGGUUCUUAAUGGAAUAUUGUAUUCUUUUGUUUACAUAUUCUGCAAUGUGCCUCAUAUGUUUUUUUUCUUUUCCUACAGUUCAAAAUGACCUUGAACUUCCUGAAAGUUUGCCCAACACUAACAGGUUUGUUCUUUUUCUGUUCUUUGAAUCACCAUUCAUCUAUUUUCAUAAUUAAAACUGAGUGUUGCCAACCACAAGUUUUUUGUAAAGGUCAAAAUAUUAUGUCAUGUUUUCAUCCUCACUUUAAUUUAUUUUUCUUUCAGGAAGCUCUGUUGUACAGGAGAAAAGGGACUACUGACAAAAAUUUUGGAAACAUUGAUUGAAUGCCCUGCGACUGCUCCUUUAAGGUAAUUUAAGUAGUUUAGUUUAUCAUUUCAGCUGCAGUUUGAAUUUUAAGUAAUGCGAAACCAAUAUAUAUGGCAAACAAAAGUAGUUUUUCCUGUCAGUUACAACUCCAAGUUUGAUCUUGUGGAAAAAAAAAAUAGAACUGGGCCAAACAAUCUUUCAGAAUGUUAUUUCUAGGUUCAAACUGAUUAUUUAGUUUUCAUUUUAUGUUCACCAGGUUUUGGCUUUCAAGGGCUAUUGAAGGAUUUCUUCGUGGCAGAGCAUCAGUUGGAGACCAGCUUUUCCUGAUCAAGAGAGGCCUGCUUGAGGUAUGCCAAUUUAUGGGUUUUUCAUACUCACCUCACACCCUUUAAUAAUUCAGCUAAUGUUCGGGUUGUAAGGAAAAGUCCAAGUAAUUCUUCAAGUAUUGUUGAUAUAGUUCUUGUUUGGAGUGAGGAGCAUUGUCAGAGUAUUAUUGUAAGUGCUGAGAAUUAAGGAUAUUUAAAAAAGCUCAAGAUGAAUUCUGAGAUUACAGUUUAUGAUUGAUGGAGCUGAAAAAGAUAGCCGUUGCAGGUUUCAAUUUUGAUGCACAUGUUGUAGUUAUUUUUUUAUUUCAGAUAAUUUUUAUUUUUCUUUUGUUUCAACUUCAUUAGCAUACACUAACAUACCCCAAAACAAAAGAAAAACAAAAAUUACCUGAGAUAAAAAAUUAACUACAACAUACAUGUUAUUGAACAGCAAUGGAAAAACCUUUAGUUGUGAAACAAGUGACGACACUUGAAAGAAUAAUUUGUUUAAUGAGGCACCGUAUUAAAUGUCUUUUUUUUUUUGUUUUGUCUUAUAGCACCUUGUUGACCACAUCACAAGUGAUGAACUUAAGCCAAAGGAGAUUCUUCAAAGCAGUUUUGACUUGCUUGGUGAACUGAUGAAAUUCAAUCCAUUUGCUUUCAAGAGAUUUGACCAAGUCAUUAGCGACAAACAGGUAAGCAGCUGACCUUAGAUACACACCAUGCAAAUAAUGCAAUGGUUAUAAAUUUUUUAGCGUAUUUGGACUCGACAGUGCAUAACAUUUUGAACUAUAGUCUGUAACUGGCCAAGAGAAACAUACCAGUAAUUUCUUCAGUUACCGUUUUAACAGACGAAUGUGCUCAUGUGGUUAGUUAGCUUUCAAAUUAAACUGCAGCCACCACUGCUAUUCAUCUUAUGUUCUUUCUGUGGCUUUCAUGAACAGUCUACUCUACAUGAGCAAGUGUCUCAACAAGUCCCAAUUUUAUCAUCAUCAUCAUCAAGUUACUCACCAAAGAUCUAUAACCAUUAACAUUUCUGUUUUUUAUGGUGAUUAAUUUUCUGUUCUCGUUCUUUUACAGUUUGAGAAAUUUGUGUCCAUCCUGACAUCGAAUGUAGUGGAUUCUAACAUGUUGAUUCGCUGUCUGGUGUUAUCUCAGGAACACUUUAUGUCUGACCGAUUUUUCUCAGGUAAGAUCAAUACUUUUCCAGACAUGAGAGAUCGUUGUUUGAAAGGACCAACAAGAAGUGCAGAAGUAGUAGAAGUGCAUUAAUCUUUUUGAUUUCUAAUGACAACUGUCAACAUGUAUUUGAAUAAGUUUUGUUUGGACCAAAGUAAUAUAUUUUCUUCUUCUUUUUAACAGCUUUCACUGGAACUUGCAAGCUUGGCUCUCUAAUUAACAACUGGGAACAGAUGAUUUUCUUGCUUUACAAACUGAUCAACUCCAUUACUGUUGGAACUCUUACUCAGGUGAGUUUAAUUUAUUAAACCUUUGUGUCACACGUAACAGAGAGAAAUUUAAAUGGCCUUGCAGUCUAUUUUAAAUCCUUAAAUGGUGUUGAAAACAUAAGGUGGCACAGAAAAGAACAAGAAAUCCAUAUGUAAAUGUUAACCCUUUAAGUCCCAAUAGUGACCAACAUCAAUUUUCUCCUAACAAUAUCCAUACAAGGUCAAGACAAAAGGUUAUGAGAACUAAUAAAAUGAUCAGCAAAGAGAAAAUGCUUUGAUCUACUCUCAAAUUCUCUCAAUUAAUUCUUAAAGGAAAUGUAUGGAGAUCAGGUUGGAGAAUUUGUAUGUGGACAUUGGGGCUUAAAGGGUUAACCAGAAGGGUGUAUUUUGUGAAGAGCACACCCAUUAUGGAAUCAUUCAUAUUGCUGGAGGAAAGAAAUUUUAAAAAAAUUCAAGUAGAGGUUUUCGACUCUAUUCUGAUCUUUUUUUAACAUUCUUUUUUUCUAGGAAAAUGUGAGCUGUCUGAACACCACUCUUGUUUUUCUGAUGUUUGGUCACAGACAUGGACGUCUCCCAGCUUAUCUCACGGUGAGAUAUUAAUGGUAUUUGUUUGCAACUGUUGAAUCAUUUGGUUGUCAUUUUUGCCUGUGUCAUUUGAGAGCCAAAAAAAAAACAAACAAACAAUACAAAGAAAUUACCAACUUUAUUUCACAGAAGUAGUGGCUCAUAGAUUUUGCAUAUAAUUUCCCUUGCUGUCACACUAACUCAAACUUAAGUGUAACCUAUUUUUUAUAAUAUAUGAGUAUCCCAUUAAUUUUCUUAUGUUUUUUUUAUCUUCUGUUAUGUUACUGUAGGCUUUUGUCAGGGAAGAGAACAUUCAGAAUAAUCCAGGCUUCAUCUUGACAAAUUUGAGGUGAGCUGAAAUUGCUGUCCGCAAUAACUAUUCAUUACCUAAUCUUUGUUCAAAUCUCAUGAAUUAAUUUAUUAUCGAUACUCCAUCACCCAAUCUCCUUCAUAGGACUAAUUUUGUUAAUAGAACCAAUUGCAUUUAUUAAUACAGACAAAACAAUAAUUUUUUGUACUUGUAGAGUCAAAUGCUCAGUGUUGCUUAAUUUAAAAUAGCAUGUUUUUGUUUCUCUUUGCAAUUUAGACUUUUAUUAAUAGAAGCAAUUGCAUUGAUUAAUACAGACAAAACAAGAAAGAAUUUUUUGUAGUUGUAGAGUCGAAUGCUCAGCAUUGCUUAAUUUAAGAUAGAAUGUUUUUGUUUCUCUUUGCAAUUUAGACUUUUAUUAAUAGAAGCAAUUGCAUUGAUUAAUACAGACAAAACAAUAAGAAUUUUUUGUAGUUGUAGAGUCGAAUGCUCAGCGUUGCUUAAUUUAAAACAAAAUGCUAUUGUUUCUCAUCGCAAUUUAGACUUCUGUUAGAGUUCUGGAAGACUCAUUAUUUGAGAAGAGGAAAGGAUUGCUCUGCUCUUGAACAGGUAUGGAAAGUUAAAACCCUUUAGUUUACUGUAUCUUAUCGGUAUUGCAUUUAGAAGAGCAUACAUGUAAGCAAACUUGCGAUGCAAGUUCUCCUCCUGUAUCUCAAUAUUAUAUAAAAAUUGAUCUGCCCAAUUUUUGUGACGAUAGAUGCAAAAAAGGGGCUUUUCUUUCAACAGAAUUAAACUCUUUAGAGGCAAAACUUGUAGGAAUGUGUGGUUGGGGUAGAAAGGAAAAAUGGGAUUUUCUCUCCUGGAUUCCAGUGCAACUUGCACAUAAUAGUCAAAAUCAGAUUUAGCCACAAUUAUUGCAAUAAAUAAUAAGUUUUCCCUCUAAAAAUGUUAAAUGUAUUUAUUUUUCCUCUUCUUCAGAGUUCCUGCAUCAGCUUUGACAACUGGAAACAAGUUGUUGACAUUCUGCUGUCGGAUUCUACAUCAAACACUUCAGUUCUUCAUUAUCUGCCAUCAUCUUGCACAAGAGACAAUUAAACAGACAGCUGUCAAUCAACAGACUAGAUAUCCAAUAUGCGGAGAAGUGUCAAGCUGGUCUUGAUCAAAUUCAAUAUAUCAAGUGAUUACUCAGUUUAACCAAACAUGUAGAACACAUGGUAACAUAUCUGAACAGUAUUGGCCAAUAUGGACCUACCGGGGUGCUUGCAUUGUAAACACCUUGCAAAAACACAAAAAUUUAUAAAUCCUACUGAUAAAAUAUUAUACAUUGUUCCAAUAGUUAAGCAUAAUAUAAUACAACAGUUACAACCCUAAAUUAAAUUAUUGUGGGUAUUAGGAAAAACAGGAUAUUCUUUUCAAUAAUUAGAAAGAAAGAAAAAAACAGUUUUUAAAGAGAAUUUAGUCUUCAAUGUUUUAUGAAAAUUUCUCAGGGUGUUUGUGAAAAAAAAAGGAUUGAAGUCAGGAAACGGUUUAGUGUACAGUAAUAAUAUUUUUAAGGUCUUUUCAUCACGUGUAGUGUGAUUUUGUUUGUAGGGGCAGUUAUGCAAUUUACCAGCUCUGCUUUUAAUGAAUUUUAGGUCUAAGAAUAAGCAAAAUCAUAUAGCUAUUCAUUCGGUGAUUGUAUAGUGUUAUCAGCAUUUUUUAUAUGUUUUCGUGUGCUAGGUAAAAGUGUUAGGCAUAUUAGGGUAUUGUGUUGUUCCAGAAAAUAUCCAUCCCUUGCCCCCACCCCUCUGGUAAUUCCAGUUUGGCUUCAGACUUUCCUUUAAAAAAAUUGGUCUCUAAGACCCCCUCCCCUUUUGACCGUCCAUGGGGUGGGUACAGAUAUUUUGUGGAACAACAUUGUGACUUAC